Messenger RNA from Saxophila tyrrhenica, 1218 nucleotides. RefSeq lists its product as uncharacterized. The record is from RefSeq and is a predicted model, not a curated record. NCBI's taxonomy places the organism in Eukaryota, Fungi, Ascomycota, Dothideomycetes, Mycosphaerellales, Extremaceae. The transcript has 7 exons. The coding region runs from base 1 to 1218 and encodes 405 amino acids.
AUGGUGCUGGAAAGUGACGCUGCAGCAAGCAUUGGAGUCAUUGUCGGCCUGUUCAAGUCCCUGAAGACACCUCUCGUCUUCAUAGGCUCGGUCUCGGCUGUCGCCACAGUCUUCUCAGGGUUAUUAGGAGGCAUGGAUAUAUUGAGGCACCCCAUGCCCGGGAUCAUGUACGACACGAGUCUCCUGGGCGAUGACUCUCUGACCAAGCUUGAGGGCGGCGUCGACUUCAAGGCUUACUAUCCCGAGAACGCGAUCGCGCACGGCUGCUGGAAGGAAAGCCCCGAGAUACCCGACAAAGGCCACAAGACGAUAUCACUCUCAUCGGCGGCCCGUCGCGGUCUUCGGGAAGAUCAAUAUCACAUGGCUCAGUCUAACGUAAUGGACCGCCCUGACUGUCGGCAGCUCAAGCGAGUGACGGUGAAAGCGACCCUCCUAGUCGAAGUGUGGGACAAUGUUGACGCCGAAUGGGACAUUGGGCGCUGUGUCGCCCGGGGGGCAGCAGCUGUUGCAUGCGCGAGUCAAAAAUCUGUUCCUGUGGGACAAUUUACUGACUCAGCGGACAGCGAAUGGGUUAUGGAGCUUAAUGAUGACACCAUCGAGUCCUGCUUGAAGCUCCUCCCACCGGAGCAGAAGCCGAAGCUGCGGUGGCACGCCGAUGAUGGGCCAGAGCACACGUGGCAUGGCGACGAGUGGAACAGCUUCCCUAAACCUGACCUGUAUCGAGACCUGGACUACCACCUUACUGGCCCAGCAUACCCGCAGCCACCGCCGAACCUUAAACCUGUAGAGCGACGGGCCAACUCCCCAUAUUUGGAGCUCAAAUCCCUUUUUUCCGCGCAGCCACAUCCGGACGACCUGGACGACACCAUUGGGGAAGGCGCAAUGGUCCUGCAUAAACACAUGAGCACCGAUGCCAUUCUUAGAGCGAGGGCACUGCACACGGCCAUGUCGACCAUCAUGGACGCGCGGGCGCCGCCCAGCACGAGAUGGUUGUUCUUCAAACCCAAGACCGUAUCCAAGAUCGAGCUUGUGAAGUCGCUGCACGACCGCGUGGCAGAGGACUCCACUGAUCAUGAUAAGCGAGGUCUCGAAGCGCUGUCCACUGGUGCUGUGGUCAGAGCUGUUCGUGAGCGCCUGCAGGCUGGUAACGUAGGGGAGGAAGAGAUGCACUUGGCCGACUGGGUGAUCACGAGAGUUCGUGGUGGAGACGAUAAGUAG